CAUUUCUCCUUUUUCCUGGUGAUGAUGCAUCAGCGCGCUCUGGUUGGCUUGCUGGCGUGUCUCGUUCUGUCUGCCGCGGGUCCGUCGCUCGCUGGGCUCAUUCCGGGCUUUCGUCCGCCGUCGGUGCCGCUCGCCGUCGUCGACCCGUACUUUUCCAUCUGGUCGCCCUACGACAACCUGACUGACGGCUGGUCGACCCACUGGACUGGCCAGGUCAUGGCGCUCGCUGGUGGCUUGCGCAUCGACAACACGGCAUACCGCUUUUUGGGACCUCAGGGCGGUGGCAUCAACGCUCCCGCCAUGCAACAGACCUCCGUUCAGGUCUUCCCGCUGUCGACAGUCUACUCGUUCACGCAAGCCGGCGUUCGCCUUGAUGUCACUUUCGCAACGCCCGCGUUUGUCGACGAGGAAGAGUCCAUGUCCAUUCCCCUGACCUAUGUCACUUUUGCCGUUCGUUCCGUUGAUGGCCGCGCACACACGGUCGACCUGUACUUUGAUCACACUGCCGAGCUGGCCGUCUCCGACCCAAGCCACUCUGUUGUCUGGGGUUCGCUCAACAACGCGCCGUCGGAUGUCAUUCUUCGUGUUGGUACUCAGGCCCAGAACAUUCUUGGACAAACUGGCGACGGCGUCAAGAUCGACUGGGGCUUUGCCUACUUGUCUGCGCCCAAGGACCCCCAGCUCGCCAGCACGCUUGCCUCAUCCGCGCUUGCCCGCAACGCCUUUGCCGCUGGCAGCAGCUUGCCUGCCGUCGAUACCAACCAACCCCGCCCUUGCAACCAGGACUGGAUUGUUCUUGCGCUGCGCUGGACUGGCCUCGCAGUUCCGGCGUCUGGCAGCGUCGUCUCGCGUUUCCUCUCGCUGUCCUACGACGACGUCUACUCGAUCAACUACUUUGGCCGCCUGCUGCCCCCGCUGUGGUCCUACACGAUUGGUGACAUUUCCACCGUCAUCCAGCUCAUGCACCGCCAGUACCAGACCUACACGGCCAACAUUCAGGCCCGCGACCAGCAACUCUUGGCGUGGCUCGACAAGCGCGGCUCGGACGCCUACACGACCUCGCUGGCGCUGGCGUACCGCCAAACCACCGGCGCCACCAAGUUCACCAUCGACCCUGCCACCAAGGAAGUGUUCCUGUUCAUGAAGGAGAUUAGCAGCGAUGGCGACGUCAGCACCGUCGAUGUCAUCUUCCCUGCCGCCCCGUUCUUCCUGGCUCUCAACCCGACUCUGGUGACCAAGCUGAUGCUGCCCGUCCUCAAGUACGGCAACAACGAGACGAGCAUUCCUUACAACCUGGCCUGGGCACCUCAUCACCUCGGCACAUGGCCCGUUUGCAACAUUGCCCCUGGCCAACAGGAACAGAUGCCCAUCGAGGAGUCUGGCAACUUGCUGCUCAUGAUUGCCGCGGCUGCCCAGCGCAACGUCUCGCUGGACUACCUCCAGCCUUAUUGGCCUCUUCUGCAGACCUGGGCCGACUUUUUGGUGGCGAGCCUCCCGUACCCAGGCAACGAGCUGUGCACGGAUGACUUCGAAGGCCCAAGCCCCAACAACACCAAUCUCAGUGUCAAGGGCAUUUUGGGCAUUGGUGCAUACAGUCUGCUUCUCGGCCUGAACAACGACCAUGUCGGUGCUGCCAAGUAUUUCGCCAUCGCUCAAAACUACGUUCAGACCUGGCUGACGGCUGCCAACGCGACCGACCAUUACAACCUGCAGUUUGGCUUGCCAUCGAGCUGGUCGUUCAAGUACAACAUGAUCUAUGAUCGCAUUCUCAACCUCGGCCUGUUCCCAGCCAGUGUCAUGCAAACCGAAGAAGCCUACUAUGCCAAGCAGAUGAAGGCGUAUGGCAUCCCGAUGGAUUCGCGUGCCACGUUCACCAAGACGGACUGGGAGUCGUACAUUGCUGCGAUGGGCACCAACGAUCAAUUCCUCGCUAUUUACAACAAGAUUUAUCUGUUCUUGCACAACACGACCCCUCGUGUGCCGUUUACUGACUGGUACGAAACGACGACCUCUGCCCAGAAAGGCUUCCAAGCGCGUCCCGUUGUUGGCGGCUUGUACUCGCGCGAGCUCUUCCCGUGAUGCAGGUUCUUGGCUAUUUCAAUGUCUUGUUUCUGUUGCUCGGACGUUGGUUGCACACCUCAAUGUUGCAAUAAAUCAGGCACUAGCACAUUUUCAUUCUGGAA
Messenger RNA from Capsaspora owczarzaki ATCC 30864, 2183 nucleotides. RefSeq lists its product as hypothetical. The record is from RefSeq and is a predicted model, not a curated record. The transcript is spliced from 8 exons. NCBI's taxonomy places the organism in Eukaryota, Filasterea, Ministeriida, Capsasporidae. Bases 22 to 2079 code for a protein of 685 amino acids.